This is a messenger RNA of Musa acuminata AAA Group (dessert banana), 1460 nucleotides long. Its product is annotated as protein EARLY STARVATION 1, chloroplastic-like. Bases 59 to 1333 code for a protein of 424 amino acids. Gene Ontology annotation, cellular component: chloroplast stroma; starch grain. Lineage: Eukaryota; Viridiplantae; Streptophyta; Magnoliopsida; Zingiberales; Musaceae. Gene Ontology annotation, molecular function: starch binding. The transcript has 11 exons. Gene Ontology annotation, biological process: starch metabolic process; regulation of starch metabolic process. The record is from RefSeq and is a predicted model, not a curated record.
CACCUCCACUUUGGUUUUCCCUUCACCGGCCUUCUGGGUUCUUGAUCCUGGGUGGGAGAUGGCCGCGAGCUCGAGGGGGCUUGCGGCGCCCCCGUUCGAUCUCGGCGUCAGGAGGGUCCGUUCCCCGCCGCCGCUCGCGGCGCCCCCUCGCCGGCGGACCCGCGCCUGGGGAAGAGGGGUGGGGAGAGCCGGAGUGAGGUGCUGCUGCCCGGCGGAGAAGGCGGGGGAGUGGUGGCUCGAGCCGAUGAAGCAGGGAGGCGGCGGCGGCGGCGCACGGAGAACUCGGGCGGAGGCGCUUCCGUCCCUCCCCUUCCCCUCGCCGCGAUCCAAAAGGCUCUUCAAACAGCAAGAUUUCUCUUCUCGCUGCAGUCCUAGAGGUCCUGCUCCGGAGUCUCGUGAUACUCCACCCAAGAGAGACACUGGUAUUGCUAGUGAGAAAGAAUGGGGCAUCAACUUACUAGAUGAAAAGGUCAGCGAGUCAGGCACAAAUGAAGAUGGUAGUACAUGGUAUCGGGAAAGCGGAGAAGAACUUGGUGAUAAUGGAUACAGGUGUCGUUGGGCUAAAAUGGGAGGUCAAUCUCAUGAUGGCUCUUCAGAGUGGAAAGAAACUUGGUGGGAGAAAAGUGAUUGGACUGGAUACAAAGAGUUAGGUGCAGAGAAAUCUGGGAGAAAUGCUGAAGGAGAUUCAUGGUGGGAAACAUGGAAGGAAGUUCUGUACCAAGACGAAUGGAGUAAUCUUGCAAGGAUAGAGAGGAGUGCACAGAAGCAAGCAAAAUCAGGCACAGAAAAUGCUGGAUGGUAUGAGAAAUGGUGGGAAAAGUAUGAUGCAAAAGGUUGGACAGAGAAAGGAGCUCAUAAGUAUGGAAGAUUGAAUGAACAAUCCUGGUGGGAGAAGUGGGGAGAACACUAUGAUGGAAGAGGAUUCGUACUCAAAUGGACUGAUAAAUGGGCAGAGACUCAGUUAGGUACCAGAUGGGGGGAUAAAUGGGAAGAGAAGUUCUUUGCUGGAAUAGGUUCACGACAAGGGGAGACAUGGCAUGUGUCUCCUGCUGGUGAACGUUGGUCAAGAACCUGGGGAGAAGAGCACUUUGGAAAUGGGAAAGUACACAAGUAUGGCAAAAGUACCACAGGAGAAAGCUGGGAUAUCGUUGUGGAUGAAGAAACCUAUUAUGAGGGUGAGCCUCAUUACGGAUGGGCAGAAGUCGUGGGUGAUUCCACCCAAUUGUUAUCGAUACAACCUCAAGAAAGGCCACCGGGUGUAUACCCAAAUCUUGACUUUGGUGCAUCAGAACGACAGAAGGACGAUCCACCAGAUGAACCCCUGCAGCAGUGAAUGGUGUUUGCGUCCUUUUUUUUUUUUUUUUUUUUUUUUCCUUUUUCCUUUUGUUUUGGCCUCCCAAUUUUUGUGCUGACUUAUCACAUGAAAUGAUCUCUUUCUUCUAUUGGUUCGUUCGUUCGUU